GACUUGAAGGGCAGCAUCCGCGUAUUUUGCCGUGUUCGGCCCGCGGGGACGACCGGUGACUCGGCACCCAGUUGCCUCAACCUGGGCACGGACGGCGAGCUCGCAGUUUACGACAAGGCAGGCGAGCGGAAGGUGUACCGCUUUGACCGGGUGUUCGACGGCGAGAGCACGCAGGAGGAGGUCUACGAGGACGUCCAGGCGCUCAUCCGCAGUGUCAUGGAUGGCUACAAUGUGUGUAUCUUCGCGUACGGUCAAACCGGCAGUGGAAAGACGCAUACUAUGACGGGAAGCAGCCACGUGGAGGAUGACGUUCGGAGCCGCGGCAUUAACUACCGCGCCUUGGACGACCUUUUCGCGAUGCAGGCCCAUCGCGAUGCGGAGACGUCCUACACUAUUACGGCGCAAAUGCUGGAGAUCUACAAUGAGACGAUUCGCGACCUUCUGACGGAGGAUCAGAGCGGCGGUAACAGGCUGGACAUCCUUUCCACGCAGCCGUCGGGUCUCAACGUGCCGGGUGCGACCCAAAUCGCCGUCGCCAACACUGCCGAUGUGCUGGCGAUGAUGCGCGUGGGCGCACGCAACCGCCACAGCGCUGAAACCAAGAUGAACGAGCGCAGCAGCCGCAGCCACCAGGUGCUCACCAUCAUCGUGGACGGUGCCAACCUGACCACGGGGGCACGCACACACGCGUGCCUUCAUUUGGUGGAUCUGGCGGGCAGCGAGCGCACUGACAAGUCGGGCGUGGAAGGAGAACGAAUGCGCGAGGCGAACUCUAUCAACACAAGUCUGUCGGCACUCGGCACGGUCAUGCACAGCCUGGCCUCUAAGUCCAAGCACAUCCCCUUCCGCAACAGCAAGCUCACGGAGCUUUUGGCCGACAGCUUGUCCGGCCAGGCCAAGGUCUGCAUGCUGAUGCACGUUGCGCCGGAGAGCACCAGCUUCGGUGAGACCAUCUCCACGCUAAACUUUGGCAACCGGGUGGCGUCCGUGACGUUGGGCCAGGUGAGGACACGGCAGGUGCAGGGCCGGUACGGGGUGAAUUUCCAUGGGAAAGAAACAAACUCAAGCAGAGGGAAGGGUCUAACGGAGAUCUUCACGCGUGUGAUUCGUGGCUCAUUUUUUGCCAACGGAUGGCUUUGGUCAUGGCCCGGCAGGGCACGCUAA
Volvox carteri f. nagariensis is the source of this 1164-nucleotide messenger RNA. RefSeq names its product Kar3 type kinesin. The transcript has 5 exons. The annotation marks the transcript as partial. Gene Ontology annotation, biological process: microtubule-based movement. Gene Ontology annotation, molecular function: ATP binding; microtubule motor activity; microtubule binding. The record is from RefSeq and is a predicted model, not a curated record. Lineage: Eukaryota; Viridiplantae; Chlorophyta; Chlorophyceae; Chlamydomonadales; Volvocaceae.